Molecule: messenger RNA, 6285 nt
Organism: Mastomys coucha (southern multimammate mouse)
Lineage: Eukaryota; Metazoa; Chordata; Mammalia; Rodentia; Muridae
Gene: Atp2b4
Product: ATPase plasma membrane Ca2+ transporting 4
Exons: 21
Coding region: 870-4466 (1198 amino acids)
Biological process (GO): regulation of cytosolic calcium ion concentration; calcium ion transmembrane transport
Cellular component (GO): membrane; intracellular membrane-bounded organelle
Molecular function (GO): PDZ domain binding; ATP hydrolysis activity; ATP binding
Source: RefSeq, a predicted model, not a curated record
GCUGGGGAGCCCCAGUCUGGCCAGAGUUGGCCGGAGCUGUUGCCAUGACAAGCAUUUUCUUAAGACAGCUCUGCUGUUGAGACCGUCCUAGGCUGGGGGUGGGGUGGGGGCACGAACUUCUUGGGGGUCCAUCCCUCCGAAGACAGCGAGAUCAGCCACCCGCCCAGCUCCCUGCACCCAUUUUCUUCCAGGGAAGGUCCUUCGUGUGGAAGGGUUGGGGAAGCAGACCCAUCCCACUCCCCCUAGCUGUAGCUGAAAGGCCAGAGCGCAAAGCCAGCAUCCCUAGGUGGUUUGCUACACUGGGGAGAGCGGUUGGUGGUCACCCCACCCUACUCGGUCUAUGGAAACGCGGAGGGACAGUCCCGCACGGAGACAGCUGGAUCUUUGCUAGAAAGAGAGAGGCCUAGCCAUCAUUGUUAUCCAGGGAGCCCUCCUCUUUCUCCUGACGCUGGCCUACCAUCGUAAUUGCUGGUUGUUGCUAAGGUUUCCUCCGUGGUAACAUGCUUAUCCUGUUUACACUUAUAUAUGGACAAGUAGUCUAAACUAGGAACCUACCUACUCUGGAUAACCAUUCCCAUCUCCACCCAGAGGACACCAAUCAUCGUGACACCACGUCCGUCAUUUACUAGGUUCCCCCAACCUCUUCCUCCUCUCACUAGUAGACUUAAUACAGAAGAAAGGAUCUAGGGGCCUGGUGUUGCUACUCUGAAACGUAUUGCACAAGAUAUUGCCAAUUUAUCCUCUAACUGGCCUCCCAGCGAAGAAAGAAGUGGGAAGAAACAGGGAAGAGAAGGCAAGAGACACUGAUCAGUUAGAGGGGAAACUCUACAUCUUCUCUGGUUGAGAGUCUGGUAACCGAAGGAGGCAAAAUGACGAAUCCACCGCCAGCCAACGCAGUAGCUGAGAGCUAUGAAGGACAGUUUGGCUGCACCUUAAUGGACCUGAGAAAGCUCAUGGAGCUUCGUGCAGCUGAAGCAGUGGCCCAGAUCAGUGCCCACUAUGGAAGUGUACAUGAACUCUGCGCUAGACUGAAAACCUCACCUAUAGAAGGUCUAUCUGGGAACCCUGCAGACUUGGAGAAGCGUAGACAUGUUUUUGGAAAGAACGUGAUACCUCCGAAAAAGCCCAAGACUUUCUUAGAAUUAGUGUGGGAAGCCCUGCAGGAUGUCACGCUCAUCAUCCUGGAGAUCGCAGCCAUCAUCUCCCUGGUCCUGUCCUUCUACAGACCUCCGGGUGGGGAUAAUGAAAUCUGUGGUCACAUUGCAAGUAACCCAGAAGAAGAGGAGGAAGGAGAAACUGGCUGGAUUGAGGGGGCAGCCAUUCUCGCCUCGGUGAUCAUUGUGGUGUUCGUGACAGCCUUCAAUGACUGGAGCAAAGAGAAGCAGUUCCGGGGACUGCAGAGUCGCAUCGAACUAGAACAGAAAUUCUCUAUUAUCCGAAAUGGUCAGCUUAUCCAACUCCCCGUGGCUGAGAUUGUGGUGGGAGAUAUUGCCCAGGUCAAAUACGGUGACCUGCUGCCUGCGGAUGGGGUCCUACUCCAGGGAAACGAUCUGAAGAUUGAUGAGAGCUCUCUGACAGGAGAAUCAGAUCAUGUCAAGAAGAGUCCGGAAAAAGACCCCAUGCUGCUCUCGGGGACUCAUGUGAUGGAAGGUUCUGGACGGAUGGUAGUGACUGCUGUGGGGGUCAACUCCCAGACUGGAAUCAUCUUCACCCUCUUAGGGGUUAGUGAGGAAGAAGAUGACGACAAGAAGAAGAAAGGUAAAAAACAAGGAGUCCCUGAAAAUCGCAACAAAGCAAAGACCCAGGAUGGAGUAGCCUUGGAAAUCCAGCCACUCAACAGUCAGGAGGGGAUCGAGAGCGAAGAGAAGGAGAAGAAAGUAAGCAGGGCACCCAAGAAGGAGAAGUCAGUGCUGCAGGGCAAGCUCACUCGCCUGGCCGUGCAGAUCGGGAAGGCUGGUCUGAUCAUGUCUGCCCUCACAGUUAUCAUCUUGAUUCUAUACUUUGUGGUUGACAAUUUUGUGAUACAGCGCCGAGCAUGGCUUCCUGAGUGCACCCCUGUCUACAUCCAGUAUUUUGUCAAGUUCUUCAUCAUCGGAGUCACUGUAUUGGUCGUGGCUGUGCCAGAGGGGCUGCCACUGGCUGUCACCAUCUCACUGGCCUACUCUGUAAAGAAAAUGAUGAAGGACAACAACUUGGUACGGCACUUGGAUGCUUGUGAGACAAUGGGCAACGCUACAGCCAUUUGUUCUGAUAAGACAGGCACGCUGACCAUGAACCGCAUGACAGUGGUACAAGCUUACAUUGGGGACACUCACUACCGCCAGGUCCCAGAACCUGACGUCCUCCCACCCAAGACUCUGGAGCUCAUAGUCAAUGGCAUUUCUAUCAACUGUGCUUAUACUUCUAAGAUUCUGCCUCCAGAAAAGGAGGGAGGCCUACCCCGGCAAGUAGGCAACAAGACAGAGUGUGGGCUGCUAGGCUUUGUCACAGACCUGAAUCAGGACUACCAAGCAGUCCGCAAUGAGGUACCUGAGGAGAAGCUCUUCAAGGUGUACACCUUCAACUCCGUGCGCAAGUCCAUGAGCACUGUCAUCAGGAAGCCGGAAGGGGGCUUCCGCAUGUACAGCAAGGGUGCCUCUGAGAUAAUGCUGCGCAAGUGUGAUCGAAUCCUGAACAAGGAAGGAGAAAUUGUACCAUUCAAAAGUAAGGACCGAGAUAAUAUGGUACGCAAUGUCAUUGAGCCCAUGGCCAGUGAAGGACUCCGGACUAUUGGCAUAGCUUACCGAGAUUUUGAUGACACAGAGCCCAAGUGGGACAAUGAGAAUGAAAUCCUCACUGGGCUGAUCUGCAUUGCAGUGGUGGGCAUUGAGGAUCCUGUGCGCCCGGAGGUACCCGCGGCAAUUGCCAAAUGCCGACGGGCUGGCAUUACUGUCAGAAUGGUGACCGGUGAUAAUGUCAACACAGCCCGGGCCAUCGCCACCAAAUGUGGCAUUCUGACCCCUGGAGACGACUUCUUGUGCCUGGAAGGCAAAGAAUUCAACAGAAUUAUCCGCAAUGAGAAGGGCCAGGUUGAACAAGAAAAGCUGGACAAGAUCUGGCCCAGGCUUCGGGUACUGGCACGAUCUUCUCCCACAGACAAGCACACAUUGGUGAAAGGUAUCAUUGACAGCACUGUUGGGGAUCAGCGGCAGGUGGUGGCUGUCACUGGUGAUGGAACAAAUGAUGGACCCGCACUAAAGAAAGCAGAUGUCGGCUUUGCUAUGGGCAUCGCAGGCACAGAUGUGGCUAAGGAGGCGUCAGACAUCAUCCUGACCGAUGACAACUUCACCAGCAUUGUGAAGGCAGUGAUGUGGGGACGGAACGUGUAUGACAGCAUUUCCAAGUUCCUGCAGUUCCAGCUCACUGUCAAUGUGGUGGCCGUGAUUGUGGCUUUCACCGGAGCCUGUAUCACUCAGGAUUCCCCACUGAAAGCGGUGCAGAUGUUGUGGGUUAACCUGAUCAUGGACACAUUUGCUUCCCUGGCCCUGGCCACCGAGCCCCCAACCGAUUCUCUGUUGAGGCGUCGCCCCUAUGGGCGAGACAAGCCUCUGAUCUCCCGCACAAUGAUGAAGAACAUCUUGGGCCAUGCAGUGUAUCAGCUUGGAAUGGUCUUCCUCCUCGUCUUUGCUGGUGACAAACUGUUUGACAUUGACAGUGGGAGGAAGGCACCUCUCAAUUCACCACCCAGCCAGCACUAUACCAUUGUUUUCAACACAUUUGUGCUGAUGCAACUCUUCAACGAAAUCAACUCUCGGAAGAUCCAUGGUGAGAAGAAUGUCUUUGCGGGCAUCUACCGAAACGCCAUUUUCUGCUCUGUAGUUUUAGGCACUUUCAUCUGCCAGAUCAUGAUCGUAGAAGUGGGAGGUAAGCCGUUCAGCUGUACGAACCUCACCAUGGAGCAGUGGAUGUGGUGUCUCUUUAUAGGGAUUGGAGAACUUCUGUGGGGCCAGAUCAUCUCUGCAAUACCUACCAAGUUCCUGAAGUUCCUGAAGGAGGCUGGCCGUGGCAGUGAGAUCAGCAGGGGGGAAACCGAGGGAAUGGAAGAGAUUGAUCUUGCUGAGAUGGAACUUCGCAGAGGCCAGAUCCUCUGGGUCCGUGGCCUGAACCGGAUUCAGACUCAGAUCAGAGUGGUGAAAGUGUUUCACGGUUUUCGGGAAGCCAUUCAGAAGUCCAGGAACCUUAACUCCAUCCACACCUUCAUGACCCAACCUGAAUACACCGCAGAUGAUGAAUUGUCACAAUCAUUCCUGGAUAACCAAGAGGAAAAUCCUGCAUCGGCUUCUAAGACGGGGACUAGUGUGCUCCUGUUGGAUGGUGAAGCUGCCCCACAGGACAACACAAAUAACAAUGCCGUGGACUGCCACCAAGUGCAAAUCAUUGCCUCCUGUUCGGACGGCCCUCUGCAAAGCCUGGAGACACCAGUCUGAACUUCCAUUCUCCGAGUUCCACCCCUGCUCUCCCUUUUUCCCUUCUUCUUUCCCAUCUGUAUGUGACGGUGGGACUUGUCACUGUUGUGUCAGCUGCUCCUAAGUGUGUGAGAACCCCCAACCCUCCACCUGACCAUGCAGAAGUGGGAGCACAGACCUACCUGGAUUCAGUCAAACCCUGAGCAGGUAAAAGGAGAUCCACUCCUCCCACUGUACCCACUGUCAUUUUAAAGAAAUGGUGGCAUUCCUUUUGGCAGCACCCAACCCAAAGUCUCCACAGCAUUCCCACAUUCACCACCACCUCCUUCUGACUCAGAGAUUUUAUCCAAUGAGUUUCCACCAUUUACAUUUACAAGCUAAGUUGUGGGCUCAGUGAGAGACAAAUACCCCAAGUUCAUGUUUCAGUAGAGUGAUUAUUCUUAAAACAUUUUUUUUUCAUAUUUUGAAAAUGUGCACUCUAAGGCCUCUAGCUCUUCAGUCUGAUAUCCCGCAAGGUUCUUUGGAUCUUACAUGACUGACUCUCUCUCUGUCUCUGUCUCUCUCUCUCUCUCCCUCCCUCCCUCCCUCCCUUUCUCUCUCUCUCUUUCUCUCUCUCUCCCUCCCUCCCUCCCUCCCUUUUUCUCUCUCUCUUUCUCUCUCUCUCUCUUAUGGUAAUUACAAGAAUGGAAAGGACAUGGACAAGCUGAGUCAACUUUGACCCUUUCUGGCCCCAGUAGAACCUUUCAUUUUGUUCUAGAGGCAGGCAGAUUUCUUUGCUCAACUGGUCUUUUUGGAGCAAAUGAGCUGGUGAAAUAUUUCCCUGUUCUUACCAGGUCAGCACCAACUUCUGGAUGUCUGUCUUGUAAGGUGUACAGGAGUUUUUAAGUGCCAGGGAAAUCAGCCCUGACCAUGGGGUUUGUAUAUGUGGAAUCUAUAGCUUUUACCAUAGGCCUGGGCUUCCUUCUUGCCUGGGGAGGUAGCAAAAGAAUGAAUGGGUCAUGACCCUGCCUCCUAGCUGGAUGAGAAGCCUCAGGAUCAACAUGGGGCAGGCCUAGGACUGGGAAGUCACUGAAGCAGACUACUUUGAAGGAUAUUUGGCCAAGGCUCUCCCAGGGAAGGAGCUUCUGUCUGGAGGUGCGAGGGUGCGGGGUUGGGGAUGGGUGUUAAGAGCCAGUCCUUCAGGAUCUGAGAAACCUCCCUACACUUUGUUGUGCCCCACAACAUUUUCUGUCUCUAAGGAAGUCCCCAACUUCUGCGAACAUUCUAAUGUUGAAAAUGCAUAUCCAAAAGAGGAGGCUCCCCUGACAGCGUGCUGAUUCAAGGAGCAGAAGACCCUCCCUGGAAAGCUUCCUGCUCCACCCCCCCGACCCCCACCCCCCGAACCUCCAAUUUUCACACAGCCUCAUCCAGCAGUCUCUACUGCUACCUGGGAAAGUCUGUGCCUUUCUGCCCCCCAAACACUGCCCAGAGCACCCUCUGCCUGCCUGCCCUGCCUCUCAGGAGCUGGGGACUUCACCAAGAGGGACUUUGCCAUACUGGGACAAGGAGGAGGUGCAGUCCCAGGUGCUUCAUCUGUAUCUCUGCUCGGCUGAUUUAAACAUUUGUGUGCAGGUGGAUCGAAUUUAUAUCCCUGAGUCCCAUCCCCUGUUAGGUCAGUGAAGCCUGCCUCCCUCUUUCUAGGGUAAUGGGAAUAAGAGGGUGCAUGAGACUCAUGAGAACAUCAAGAUUUCCACUUGGGAGAGAAAGGUAAAAUGAACUUGCCCACUCUUCUUCUAGUGAUCUUCCUCACACCCCACCUUUCACCCACGCUGCCAGGGGAGGUUGAGUAAAGGAACAAACA